ACGACGAACAUGGCCGACAUGACGACGAUUCGGACAGCAGUUCAUUCCCAAAACAGACGAAAAGUAAAAACAAGCACUCGUCCUCUGCAGCGUCAAGUGAUACAGAUUACUCGGUGGAUACAGCCAUGACAACACCGACAACGGCAAAGCAUCCGCCACUACUGGAUGAUUUAGAACAACAGCCUGCGAUCGCUACGCCUGCUCGUCGUACUCGUGGACGGGCUGCUACCGUGUCGAGAGCAAAUGACCCUCCUCCACCACUUCCUCCUCUCAACCUUUCAUUUUCUGGAAGUGAAGGCAUCACAAAAACAGCCACGUCAGGAAGAAGACGACGAGCCACCACAGUAUCGCGACCUCAGCCACCGCCUAUACCGUCCCUGCCGACUGCGACAGCACCAUCGGCAGUAUAUGAAAUGCUGAGCGAAGAAGUGGAGCAGCAGUUUGUCGAGGAAACGCAUAAGCAACAGCAACAACUACUCAAUGCCGAGCAAUCACACGCACCUUUUGCCCAGCAGCAACACUUUUCACCUGUUUCUGAGCCCAUUGCAGAAAAUCAAUAUCAUACGGAGCACGAAACGGUUAUGGAUAAGCAGCCUACUGCCGUACAGCAUGAUAUGACGCAGCAGCAGCAGCAGCAGAUCUCAGAUAAGGAGCAAUCGAUGACUUUGGAGCAGCAGGAGCAACACCUAGCCACACCAGAUAAUUAUCAUGCAGUUGCCGAGCAGAAACAAUCGAUCCUUGAGCAGCAACAUGCAGACGAACUCGUCUCGCUCGGAACAGAAAAGCAACACACCGUUGACCAGCCAACAAUGAAUAAUGUGGUGCAUAAUGAAAAGCAAACCAGUACCUCAGAAUAUCACACUCUUGUCGAACAGCGGCAACAGCAGCAAGGGUCAAUGCAACCAAUCACAGAAGCCAAAAUCCAUGCUACUGGAGUACAAGAAGAGGAUCCAAUCCCUGAACAACAAAAGAAGGAACUUCCGCCACUCCCACCAUGCGAUAGCAACAGUGUUUCAAUGGCAACCACAAAAUCAACUGCGUCUGGAUCAACAAGCGAUCACGAGUCGGUCCGAUCUACUAGCUCUGAAUACAAUGGCCGCAGUCGUUCAGAUAGUUUAGGAGCGAAAUCCUUUAGCUCAUUCAACCCGUUCAAACGCGCCGGCUCGCCCUCGUCGACCCGUACCGGGACCCGUGCUGUCGAGCGACCCUCAGCCGCAUUUCGCGAACGUCAAAGCAAACGCAUGUCUGAAUUUUAUCGGUUCCAAUCGCAACCUUCGUCGCCAUCAACAUCUUUCCAAACGAGCAACAAUCGAUUGUCGUAUGCGAGUGCAUCUAGCUAUUAUGACAUGCUCAUGUCCAAGUUUGGCCGUUCUUCUGAAGACCAUCACCAUCAUCCAUCACCCUCUGGCCUUAUCCGACAUUCGCCCAAGCAUACAGCACUAAAAGAUGAAGCGCAACAGCAUAUUGGAAGUCUCAAGACGACUGACCCUGAUCAUGACUAUGAUUUUUGGGAGGUGUUUAUUAAUGACACUGACGAGAUGAUCCGAAGCCAGCCCGAUUCUGUCAAGCAUCACAUGAUUGCUGGUAUUCCUCCUUCGCUACGCGGCUACGUAUGGCAAAUCAUGUCCAAAUCCCGCAACAAUGGUGAACUCGAAUCCGAAUACCGCGAACUCUUGAAACGCAUCAGUCCGCAUGAAAAAUCAAUCCAACGCGACCUGGCAAGGACGUUCCCUACACACGACUUUUUCAAGGAGCGUGAUGGUGAGGGUCAAGAGUCGCUUUUUAACGUGACAAAAGCGUACAGCAUCUUUGAUCAACAAGUUGGUUAUUGCCAGGGUUUACCCUUUAUCGUCGGGUGCCUUUUACUCCAUAUGCCGGACGAUAUGGCAUUUUGCGUACUAAUUAAGCUCAUGAGCCAAUAUGGCUUGCGCGCCCAAUUCAUGCCACAAAUGGAGCUGCUUCAUGAACGACUUUAUCAAUUCGAGCAUAUCUUGCAACAAAAGUUGCCGCAAAUACACAAGCAUUUAGAAACCCAAGGUGUUCAGCCGAGCAUGUAUGCCUCGCAAUGGUUCCUGACACUGUUCGCCAGCCGAUGUCCUCUUCACCUAGCAUACCGGGUCUUCGAUAUGGUACUACUCGAAGGAUCUCAUGUCGUGUUACGUUUCGCCUUGGCUUUAAUGUUCCGCAAUCAACAUACCUUGCUAAACCUGGAAUUUGAAGCGCUCGUGGAGUUUCUAAAUAACGCUAUCUUUGAUACAUACAAGGACGAUGAAAGCGGUUUUGUUCAUGACGCUUAUAGCAUGGAUGUUCCCACGCGCCUCUUGACCCGUCUCGCCAAGCAACAUGCUACUGAAGCAGCACGCGAAGCGAAAGCACAAUCACAAGAAGAAAAUUUGCGACGCAUCAACACAGAGCUUUCGAGCCACGUACGACGACUCGAGAAAUCUUACCGUAAUCUCGAAAACGAACACCAAGAAGUAACACGGCAGGUGAUCGACGCUAAAAUGAAUGUGGCACGAAUGGAUGACGAAAACCAACAGCUUAGGUGGCAGUUAUCGCAAGCCAAGACAGAAAUUGAUCAGUUGAAGGCAUCUAUGCCGGUCGUCGACGAUCUCCAGCGCCAGAAUAAGCAGCUGACGCAAAAGAACGGACACUUGGAGAAUCAGCUGGAAGAUGUGGAAGCAGUUCUUAUCAGUCUCAAGAUGAAAUACGCAGAGAGUGAGAGUGCGUAUGAGGGAAUGAAGCAAAAGCUACACAAGGCUGGUAUUUUUUAGAAAAGCGUGAUUUUCCAUAUCUCUCUCUCUCUCUUUAUAUUAUUGUACAUACACACUAUUGCCACCAGUUAUUCCUCCCCAAACCAUCCGUUGCGUUCCUCCUUAUCUACGUUAUUUCUAUUCUUUGCUACUACCUACAUAACAUCCGCCCAUGUCUAUCUUCUUAUCUGUUCGCUAUCUGACAUUGCUUAUAUAUAUAUUCCCGACACUACCACCCUGCUUCUUGUUCUUUCUAUCUACCCGCUUGUUGCUUUCCAAAACAAACUUGUGCUACAAUAAUAGUAAUCCCACACCAUAAAUUUUGUACGACUACUUGUCAUGCAUUAAAACAUACAAAUUU
Messenger RNA from Zychaea mexicana, 3114 nucleotides. RefSeq names its product rab-GTPase-TBC domain-containing protein. Bases 126 to 2774 code for a protein of 882 amino acids. The transcript is spliced from 4 exons. The record is from RefSeq and is a predicted model, not a curated record. NCBI's taxonomy places the organism in Eukaryota, Fungi, Mucoromycota, Mucoromycetes, Mucorales, Lichtheimiaceae.